Elephantulus edwardii (Cape elephant shrew) is the source of this 1786-nucleotide messenger RNA. RefSeq names its product muscarinic acetylcholine receptor M3-like. Gene Ontology annotation, biological process: regulation of vascular associated smooth muscle contraction; adenylate cyclase-inhibiting G protein-coupled acetylcholine receptor signaling pathway; G protein-coupled receptor signaling pathway, coupled to cyclic nucleotide second messenger. Gene Ontology annotation, cellular component: dendrite; plasma membrane; synapse. The transcript has a single exon. Bases 14 to 1786 code for a protein of 590 amino acids. Gene Ontology annotation, molecular function: G protein-coupled acetylcholine receptor activity; G protein-coupled serotonin receptor activity. The record is from RefSeq and is a predicted model, not a curated record. NCBI's taxonomy places the organism in Eukaryota, Metazoa, Chordata, Mammalia, Macroscelidea, Macroscelididae.
UCAGAGUGCCACAAUGAUCGUGCACAAUAACAGUACAACCUCAUCUUUGUUUCCAAACAUCAGCUCUUCCUGGAUUCAUGGGCCCUCAGACACGGGACUGCCACCAGGAACAGUCACGCAACUUAGCAGCUAUAACAUUUCUCAGGCAGCUGGGAAUAUCUCCUCUCCGGAUGGCACUGACAGUGACCCUCUGGGAGGCCACACCAUCUGGCAAGUGGUCUUCAUUGCAUUCUUGACGGGUUUCCUGGCCCUGGUCACUAUUAUUGGCAACAUCUUAGUUAUCGUGGCAUUUAAAGUCAACAAGCAGCUAAAGACAGUCAACAACUACUUCCUCUUAAGCCUGGCAUGUGCGGACCUGAUUAUCGGGGUCAUUUCAAUGAAUCUGUUUACUACAUACAUCAUCAUGAACCGCUGGGCAUUGGGAAAUCUAGCCUGUGACCUCUGGCUUGCCAUUGACUAUGUGGCUUCUAAUGCCUCUGUCAUGAACCUUUUGGUUAUUAGCUUUGACAGGUACUUUUCCAUCACCAGGCCACUCACUUACCGAGCCAAACGAACCACAAAAAGAGCUGGCGUGAUGAUUGGCCUGGCUUGGGUCAUCUCUUUCGUCCUUUGGGCACCUGCCAUCCUGUUCUGGCAGUACUUUGUUGGAAAGAGAACUGUGCCCCCAGGGGAGUGUUUCAUUCAGUUCCUCAGUGAGCCCACCAUUACCUUUGGCACAGCCAUAGCGGCUUUUUACAUGCCUGUUACUAUUAUGACUAUUUUGUACUGGAGGAUCUAUAAGGAAACUGAGAAGCGUACCAAAGAGCUGGCUGGCCUGCAGGCCUCUGGAACAGAAGCAGAGGCUGAAAACUUUGUCCAUCCGACUGGCAGCUCUCGGAGCUGCAGCAGCUAUGAACUUCAGCAGCAGAACGUGAAGCACUCGGCCCACAGGAAGUACGGCCGCUGCCACUUCUGGUUCACAACCAAGAGCUGGAAGCCCAGUGCUGAGCCGAUGGAGCCCGACCACAGCAGCAGUGACAGCUGGAACAACAAUGACGCAGUUGCCUCCCUGGAAAACUCCGCCUCGUCUGAUGAGGAAGACAUUGGCUCUGAGACAAGGGCCAUCUACUCCAUCGUCCUCAAGCUUCCUGGUCACAGCACCAUCCUCAACGCCACCAAGUUGCCCUCCUCAGACAACCUGCAAGUGCCCGAUGAGGAGUUGAUGAAAGCCAACCUGGAGAGGAAGCCCAACAAACUGCAGACCCAGAAGAGUGUGGAGGAUGGUGGCAGUUUCCAGAGAAGUUUCUCGAAGCUUCCUAUCCACUUAGAGUCAGCCGUGGAUGCAGGCAAAACCUCUGAUGGCAACUCCUCAGUGGGGAAGACCACGGCCACUCUACCUCUGUCCUUCAAAGAAGCGACCCUGGCCAAGAGGUUUGCUCUGAAGACCAGGAGUCAGAUCACUAAGCGGAAAAGAAUGUCCCUCAUCAAGGAGAAGAAGGCAGCCCAGACCCUCAGUGCCAUCUUACUUGCCUUCAUCGUCACCUGGACCCCGUACAAUAUCAUGGUUCUGGUGAACACCUUCUGUGACAGCUGCAUCCCCAAAACCUACUGGAACCUGGGCUACUGGCUGUGCUACAUCAACAGCACGGUGAACCCCGUGUGCUAUGCCCUGUGCAACAAGACGUUCAGAACCACCUUCAAGAUGCUGCUCCUGUGCCAGUGCGGCAAGAGGAAGAGGAGGAAGCAGCAGUACCAGCAAAGACAGUCCGUCAUCUUCCACAAGCGUGUCCCUGAGCAGGCCUUGUAG